Messenger RNA from Danio aesculapii, 4965 nucleotides. RefSeq names its product protein kinase, cAMP-dependent, regulatory, type I, beta (gene prkar1b). Gene Ontology annotation, molecular function: cAMP-dependent protein kinase regulator activity. The transcript has 11 exons. Gene Ontology annotation, cellular component: cAMP-dependent protein kinase complex. The record is from RefSeq and is a predicted model, not a curated record. The coding region runs from base 94 to 1236 and encodes 380 amino acids. Gene Ontology annotation, biological process: regulation of protein phosphorylation. Lineage: Eukaryota; Metazoa; Chordata; Actinopteri; Cypriniformes; Danionidae.
GUCAUAGCGCUCGCGAGCUGCAGGACCAAACAAGCAACAUCCCAGAGCGCGAGCCUUGCAUCUCCGCCUCAUAACGCAGUGAUAGUAGAUAAGAUGGCCACCUCCUCCUCCAAUCUGGAAGAAGAUGAAAGUCUGAAAGGCUGUGAGGUUUUCGUGCAGAAACACAACAUACAGCAGAUCCUCAAAGAGUGCAUCGUCAACCUGUGCAUCGCCAAGCCCGAGCGGCCUAUGAAGUUCCUGCGGGAACACUUCGAGAAGCUGGAGAAGGAAGAAUGCAAGCAGAUCAUGGCCCGACAGAAGUCCAACUCGCAGUCGGACUCUCAUGAUGAUGAAGUGUCUCCUCCUCCUCCAAACCCUGUGGUGAAGGCCCGGCGCCGGAGAGGUGGUGUCAGCGCUGAGGUCUACACGGAGGAGGAUGCCGUCAGCUACGUCAGAAAGGUCAUUCCAAAGGACUACAAGACGAUGACGGCCCUGGCCAAAGCCAUCUCUAAGAACGUGCUGUUCGCCCACCUGGAUGACAACGAGAGAAGUGACAUAUUUGAUGCCAUGUUCCCGGUCACACACAUCGCUGGUGAAACAGUCAUUCAACAAGGUGAUGAAGGAGACAACUUCUAUGUGAUUGAUCAAGGAGAAGUGGAUGUAUAUGUGAAUGGUGAAUGGGUGACAAGUAUUGGAGAGGGUGGUAGUUUUGGAGAACUGGCUCUGAUAUACGGGACUCCUCGAGCCGCUACUGUGAAGGCCAAGACUGACCUGAAACUCUGGGGCAUCGACAGAGACAGCUACCGGCGCAUCCUCAUGGGAAGCACGCUGAGGAAGAGGAAGAUGUAUGAGGAGUUCCUCAGCAAGGUGUCUAUACUCGAAUCGCUGGACAAGUGGGAGAGGCUGACGGUGGCUGAUGCUCUGGAGCCUGUGCAGUUUGAAGACGGAGAGAAGAUCGUAGUGCAGGGAGAGCCAGGAGAUGAUUUCUUCAUCAUAACAGAGGGUACGGCGUCUGUUCUGCAGCGCAGGUCUGAUAACGAGGAAUAUGUCGAAGUGGGCCGCCUGGGUCCGUCAGACUACUUCGGUGAGAUAGCGCUGCUGCUGAACAGACCCCGUGCAGCAACAGUUGUGGCCAGAGGUCCACUCAAGUGUGUGAAGUUGGACCGUCCGCGUUUCGAGCGCGUCCUCGGGCCCUGCUCUGAGAUCCUCAAGAGGAACAUUCAGAGAUACAACAGCUUCAUUUCUCUCACAGUCUAACCCUGCCGUCUGAAACGUGUUGCCGUCAGGUUAUCCGAGUGCCUGGUUGCAUAAAAUAACGUGACGUUCUUCAUCAGUUCUGCUUAAAUCAUUAGCUUCAGUGUAGCUGAGUUGUUCAGAAUGGAUUCAGCAGUAGAUAACAAUAAAAACGACUUCUUUUAUGCAGCCAAGCAUUCAGUUUUUACUCUUUUUGUUGUUGCCAGAAGCACAAGUGCUCCACCUGCUUUUUUUCCCUUUGUGUGAUUUUUCUUAUGUGCACUUUGAAUUUGACCUAUGCCGCCACAAAGCUUUAUUUCUGCAGAUUAGGAGAGGAAAUGAGGUGCCCAUAUGGACUGAUAAGAAACGUCUUCAUGUGGCAUGUGUAAAAGUCCUACGAUAUGUGAUGCAUGCAGACCAGAGAUGCAUUUUGUACACUUGCCAUUCAGAUUCUGCAUCCAAGAGGAAGGUAACAGUACAGAUGGCACAAGUAUAUAAAUAUGUUUACAUAGAGGAAAGAGUGUUUAUGUUUUUGUUCUUCAGCUUCUGCCUUUUAGCUGUGUGUUUUUGCAAGCCGUGUUUAAUCCUGCGUGGGUCAGAAUUGGAGACCCUCUGUUUAUUGAAAUCUGUUUAUCGAAAGCGUUUUUUGCCGUUCUGUAUCUUCUUGGCUGUUUCAUCCACCCUUAACAUUCUGAGCUCUUACAGCUGGAAUUAAUGGGAAGGGGUUUGUUACAUUUUAAGACACGAGUUUUAAUAUAGAACUGCUAUAAAAGGGGUUUUCAUUGGGAGUCUUAGUGUGUUUUAAGAGCUGAAUCUGUAUGAUGUCGCCUUUCUUUUUUCUUUCUUCAAAAUGCAAUUGUAUUACACACAUCCACACACAUCCCCCAGGCCAUGUUUAGGUGAAGCUCAGCUCAUGAAAGCUGUCAAGAACAUGUCCAGGUCAUAUUUCACCCCAAAAGAGGAAGAAGAAAACAGAUACAAACAGCGUCAUGUACGUGUGUGUGUGUGCGUGUGUGUAUGUGUGUAUGUACAGUGCUCAGCAUAUAAAAGUAGACCCCUCACAAAUCUCUCUUUUAUAUUCAUAUUUUUAAUAGGAAACUAUACAAUAUUAUAUUUGUGCAUUUACAUUAGACUAGUCAGUACUGAAGCCAAAUCUGGAGCUUAUCUAACUAAAUAACUUACUAUAAUUAUCCAAAAACUAGUACACCCGAAUUUAUAUGUUAUAGAAAAAUAUUAAAUACAAAUUUAAUAAAGAAGAAAAAUGAAGAGAAGCAAAAAAAUGAAACAUUUUAUUGAAAUUUUGUAGGUUGUAAUUUAUUUUUUGCAAUAUUUUGCUUGUAUUUAAUCAGAAUUAGAAUCAGAAAGAGCUUUAUUGCCAGGUAUGUUCACACAUACGAGGAAUUUGUUUUCGUGACAGAGCUUCUACAGCACAACACAAUUACAGAGACAGGACAAAAAACAGAUAAUAAAUAUAUUUUAAAAAUUAAAGGCAGUAGUGAAUGCAAAUAUACAAAUUGACAAAGUGUAUGUAUAGGUAUAUUACUAUAUUAAUUGUAUUAUCCUUCAAUUUCUAAAUAUGUUUGGUGACUAAAAUAUUAUUUUAAUAAAUAUAUCUGUUUAAUAAAUCUGUUUUGUUUAAAAGCACCAAAAUACAUUGCCUAUAUUCACUGAGAAAUUGAGAAAAAUGGACCAUUGAGAUUUUGGAUUGUGUUUUAUUGUACCACCAUACUUUUAUUUUAGCUGAUUAGAAAAAACAGCUACAUUAUUUUACUGUAAAAUGGAAAAUAAUAAUGGAAUUAUGAAAAAUAAAUAUGAAUUAGGUUUUCUUCAUAGAUCAGUAUUAAUAAUAUGGGGUAAAAUGUACCCAGGUGUUGCAAAUGUUAUUCAAACACUAAGAAAUGCCCCAUAAAUGGUUCUAAAAUAGGUGUAAAUGUAUUUCUGAAAAAAAAAAAAUGUUAUAUUGAGCUGAAGUAUGAUUUCUGUGUGGAAUAUACCAGUUUAUUAUGAAGUACUAAUGCGUAUGUUCAAAAAUGAUUAGAAAUUAUACAUUGAAAAAAGUAGUAGCAACAAUAAUGGAAAAUUGAAGGAAUAGUUACAGAACAAAUGUAAAUUAGACUCUUUUGUAUUCUAAGAUUUAAAAUAUUGUGAAGAAAUAUACAUUUGUCAUGAACAUCAUGCAAAACAGAGCACAAUAUAGUCUUAAGAAACUAUAUACAGUGUAGUGCUCAACAUAAAUAAGUACACCCCAGUUUGAAAAUGAACAUUUUGAUCCAUUUCUCAGUGAAUAUAGUACAUGUAUUUUGGUGCAAUUAAACAGAUUUAUUAAAUAAAUAUAUUUAUUAAAAUGUUAUUUUUGUCACAGAACAUCUCUAGAAAUAUAAAGAUAAUACAUUUAAAUAAUAAAAAAUCUAAAUGUCAACAAAAUGUUAUAUGUUUUUUCUUUCUUAUGAUUUUUUGCUGUUUUUGAUAUUUAAUAUAAUUUCUUUUUAAUAGUAUUUAAUAUUUUCUCUUACAUAUAAAUUUGGGGUACUAAUUUUUGAACCAUUAUCAUAAUCAUAAUCAUAAAGCAUACUGUAGGAAAUAUUAAUUUAAUUUGAGAGAUUUGUAAGGGGUGUACUUGAAGUCAGUAUUAUUAGCCCCCCUUUGAAUUAUUUAUUGUUUUUUUUUUGUUUCCCAAAUGCUUAACAGAGCAGGAAAAUUUUCACAAUAUUUCCUAUAAUAUUUUUUCUUCUAGAGAAAGUCUCAUUUGUUUUAUUUCAGCUAGAAUAAAAGCAACUUUAAAUAUUUUUUAAAACAACUUUAAGGUCAAUAUCAUCAGCCCCCUUAAGCUAUAUAUUUUUUUGGUUGUCUACAGAACAAACCACUGUUUUACAACGACUUGCCUAAUUAACCUAACCUGUUUAUUUAACCUAUUUAACCUAGUUAAGCUUUUAAAUAUCACCUAAAGCUUAAUAACAAUAUCUUUAAAAAUAUGUAGUAAAAUAUUAUUUACUGUCAUCAUGGCAAAGAUAAAAGACAGUUAAAAAAGAUAUUAAAAGUUAUUAGAAAUGAGUUAUUAAAACUAUUAUGUUUAGAAAUGUGUUUAAAAAAUAUCUCUCAAUUAAACAGAAAUUGGGGAGAAAUAUACAGGGGCGCUAAAUAUUCUGACUUAUGUAUGCUGAGCACCGUAUAUAGUUUAAUUAUAAGAUAAUGAAAGCUCAAAUAAAAAUGCACCAAAAUGGGGUCAGUUUUGGGGUGAAAUAUGAACACUGUGUGUGUGUUUACUAUGAAGUACUCAUGGACAUGUUUAAAAAGGAUCAGAAAUGGCAAAACAAUAAACAUAAUUUUAAAAGAGCAAGAAUAAUAAGAAUUACAAUAAUUAAAUCAAUGGAAAUUUGAUACAGUAUUGAGAAGAGGGCCGAGAGAUGAACACAUUCACCAUAAAACAAUUCAAAAAAGCUCAUUGAAAAUCUCCUGAAUGAAAUAAUCUCAAAUAUAGGAUGAAAUGUAUUUAGGUAUAAAUGAUAUAUAAUUCAGAUAUUGAGCCGGAAUGUGAGGUCUGUGUGAGAUUCAGUCAUUUUUGAGCAGGUUUUGAGACGGUUGUUGUUUGUUUUAUUUAUGAAUGAUUUAAUCUGAGUGAAUUUGGAAGAAGAGAUUGUGCAUGCUUCUCAGUUUCUACCGAACACAAACACACACACACACACACACACCGAUUUUUGCACACAUUCUGUGACUCUAAUCUUCAGGCCAAUAAAGAGAAGCUUCUGAACACCA